This is a messenger RNA of Rosa rugosa (rugosa rose), 3949 nucleotides long. RefSeq names its product protein unc-13 homolog. NCBI's taxonomy places the organism in Eukaryota, Viridiplantae, Streptophyta, Magnoliopsida, Rosales, Rosaceae. The record is from RefSeq and is a predicted model, not a curated record. Bases 613 to 3582 code for a protein of 989 amino acids. The transcript is spliced from 5 exons.
CCAAUAUUCGGUUCUGUGGGCUCAGCCAAGUACAUAAACAAAUCGGGUGCUCCAUUCUUUCUUAAACUUCAACCUCUAGAGUUCACUGCAAAAAAUCAGAUCAAGCAGAUUAGAUGAAGAUGAAGUAUGAUGGUGACAAAGAGACCCGUUCAUCUUAAUUCCAAGACUCGGACUCAGUAAGCUACUAUCAGAAACAAAUUGACAUGGUCUUUCCUAGACAUGGUGACAAGUUUGACAUUCAUAUACACCAUAAUAAAUACCAUAUGUUACAAAUUGACAUGGUCUUUCCUAGACAUGGUGCUCCCCUGAUGACUGUUACACAUUCUAUUCUUUUUUUUUCUUUUUUUUUAAAUUUCAAAAGAGUCCUAAUUUUCUUCUCUCUCCAAAAUCCCAUCUUCCCCCAAAAUCCAAAAUCCAAAAUCCCAUCAAACAAACAAAGUGGGGAUUUCUCAAAUUCAGUGCCUUUUUUUUGUUCUAACAUAUCAAUCACACUCCAAAAACUUGAUCAUCACAAUCAUGGCUUCCUUCAAAGUCAAGCAAGAAUAACCCACCACCCAAAACCAAAAAGCUGUCCCCACUGACCCAAACUCUCUUCCUUUUUUGUUUCCCAGAAUGGCCCAGAUUAUCAGAGACAGAGUUUUCGGCUCCUUUGGUGGUUCCAGACGACACAGCAGAGUCCCUAUUCCAAUUCCAAUUCCAGAACCAGAACCAGAACCCGAACGCGUCGUCAUGCCCGUUUACCCGGUCGAAGACCUGCCCAACCCGUUUGGGGACUUGGGCCCGCAUCUCUCCGACUCGGACCUCCGAGAAACCGUCUACGAGAUCCUAGUCGGAGCCUGCCGGAGCUCCGGCCCGAAACCGCUCACCUACACCCCGCAGUCGGAGAAGAUCACCGUAGACCGGAAUUCCCAGUCUUCUUCUUCUUCUUCUUCCUCGCUGUCGUCACUUCAGAGGUCGCUGACGUCAUCGGCGAAGAAGGCUCUGGGUUUGAAGCAAACGGCGUCGUCUAAGAGGCUCGGUGGGAGUAGUAAACGGUCCGGGUCGGUUUUUGAGCUCAUGCGGGUCCAGAUGAGGGUUUCGGAGCAGACCGAUACCCGAAUCAGGAGAGCCCUUCUCAGAGUUGCUGCUGGUCAGCUCGGACGAAAGAUAGAGAGCAUGGUUUUGCCUCUGGAGCUGUUACAGCAUUUCAGGUCGUUAGAUUUUGCGAAUCAGCAGGAGUAUGAAGCUUGGCAGAGGAGGAAUUUGAAGGUUCUUGAAGUGGGACUUAUGGUGUAUCCUCAUAUGCCGUUGGAUAGAAAAGACACCGCUCCUCAACAGCUCCGGAAGAUUAUACGUGGGGCCUUGGAGAAACCCAUGGAAACUGGAAAGAACACCGAGACAAUGCAAGUUCUCCGCAGUCUUGUUAUGUCUCUUGCCUGCAGAUCGUUUGAUGGUACUGUUUCCGACACAUGCCACUGGGCAGAUGGGUUUCCGUUGAAUCUCAGGCUCUACCAAAAGCUCCUGGAAUCAUGUUUUGACCUGAAUGAAGAAACUUCUAUUAUUGAAGAGCUUGAUGAGGUUUUAGAAGUCAUGAAGAAGACCUGGGUAGUCCUUGGAAUAAACCAAAUUCUGCAUAAUCUGUGUUUUGCAUGGGUUUUAUUUCAUCGAUAUGUUACAACUGGCCAAGUGGAUAAUGACCUGCUGUUUGCAGCCAAUAACCUCUUGGCGGAAGUUCAGCAAGAUGCCAAUGCCACAAAAGAUCCAUCUUAUUUGAAGAUCGUAAGUUCAACAUUGAAUGCAAUACUGGGUUGGACUGAGAGAAGGCUUCUUGCCUACCGUGAUGUUUUCAACACUGGCAAUAUUGAGUCGAUGCAAAACAUUGUCUCCCUGGGGGUAUUAUCAGCAAAAGUACUAGUAGAGGAUAUCUCUCACGAGUAUCGUAGGAAGAGAAAAGAAGUUGAUGUGGCACGUGACAGGGUUGACACCUACAUAAGAUCAUCAAUACGCACCGCUUUUGCUCAGAAACUGGAAAAAGUGGGCUCCAACAAGCGCCUGUCAAAGAGCCAAAAGAAUCGUAUUCCUACCUUGUCCGUCCUUGCAACAGAAGUUAGCGAACUGGCCUUUAGUGAGAAAGAUAUAUUUGGUCCAGUGUUGAAGAGAUGGCACCCUUUUGCAACAGGUGUUGCUAUGGCUACGCUGCAUUCUUGCUAUGGAGACAAGCUCAAGCAAUUUGUGGAUGGUAUCAGUGAGUUGACUCCUGAUACUGUACAAGUACUAAAAGCUGCUGACAAAUUGGAGAAAGAUCUUGUGCAGAUUGCUGUCGAAGAUUCAGUAGAUAGUGAGGAUGGCGGGAAAUCCAUCAUACAGGAGAUGCCUCCUUUCGAGGCUGAAGCUGUAAUGGCUGAGCUCGCGAAGGCUUGGAUAAGGACAAGAUUGGACAGGCUGAAGGAAUGGGUUGACAGAAAUCUGCAACUAGAGGUCUGGAAUCCACAAGCGAACAAAGAACGCUUUGCUCCUUCUGCCAUUGAAGUUUUACGCAUUGUAGAUGAAACAUUGGAAGCAUUCUUUAUGUUGCCUAUACCAAUGCAUCCUGGCUUGAUUCCAGAAUUGAAGACUGGUCUUGAUAGAUGUCUUCAAUACUAUGUAUCGAAGGCCAAGACUGGCUGUGGAACCCGAAUUACCUUCAUUCCCACUAUGCCUGCUUUGACUAGAUGUUCAGCGGGAUCAAAAUUUCAUGGUGUAUUCAAGAAGAAGGAAAGGUCACAUAUAAACCAGAGGAGGAAAUCUCAGGUUGGAAGUACAAAUGGGGAUGGUUCGUUUGGGAUUCCGCAACUUUGUGUUCGCAUUAAUACUCUGCAGCGUAUUCGAAUGGAGUUGGGAGUUUUUGAGAAGAGGAUUGUUGCUCAUCUUGGGAACUUGGAAUCCACUCAAAAGGGAGAUUUUGCAAAUGGGAUGGGCAAAAUGUUUGAGCUGUCAGCAUCUGAUUGUUUAGAAGGGAUCCAACAACUUUGUGAGGCAACAGCUUACAAGGUUGUUUUCCAUGAACUAAGUCAUGUUCUUUGGGAUGGCUUGUAUAAUGUGGAUGCUCCCUCAUGUAGAAUUGAGCCUUUUCUUCAGGAACUCGAGCAAUUUUUGGAGAUUAUCUCGUCAACAGUUCACGACAGAGUUAGAACGCGUCUUAUUACGGAUGUCAUGAAAGCUUCUUUUGACGGGUUCUUGUUGGUUUUGCUAGCUGGAGGCCCUUCCCGCAGUUUCACACUGAGAGAUUCUAACAUAAUAGAGGAGGAUUUUAAAUUUCUGACUGAUUUGUUCUGGUCAAACGGGGAUGGAUUACCAGCUGAUUUAAUAGCUAAGUUGUCAACCACUGUUAAGGACAUCCUUCCUCUCUACCGUACUGAUACUGAUAGCCUUAUUGAAAAGUUCAAGCGCGCGACUCUGGAGAACUAUGGCUCGUCUGCGAAGUCCCACCUGCCAUUGCCUCCAACUUCCAAUGAGUGGAAUUCCAAUGACCCAAAUACACUUCUACGUGUCUUAUGUCAUAGGAAUGAUGAGACUGCAGCCAAGUUUCUGAAGAAGACUUACAACUUGCCUACAAAGCUGUAACAACUGUGGUGAUGAAUGACAACAACUGAAUGCAACUAGGGUCAUUUCGGUCUUGCUUAUUACGACAUCACCCCUCAACAGCUCCGGAGAUGAUCUUGUUUUGUCAGAAGAGCUAUUCAAUUGGAGGCAUAAUAUUCACAUGUAUAGUGUAUUUAUUGACCACAAGUAACAUAUGCUUGUUGUUCAGAGCUUAGUUAGUCAGGAAGUUCAAGGGAGCAGUGGACUUCCUUCUUAAUGCAGAGGAUUCAAUAAGGCUUGGAAUUUGUAAUCUUCAAGGGUCGGCGAGUAUUUACUACUAUUCUUUGUUCUGUUGUGUUCAUAAUAAUGCACUUGACGGAAUGUGGUGAGGUCAUUCAGCUUUCUUCUA